AUCUCAUCCCGUCCAGCAUCACACACCAGCCUCGUCAGCCUUGUGCUCAGUCACGUGACCACACCGUGACUGCACCGAACUGCCCUUUGCACUGAUUGUACUUCACCUUGUAUCGUUGGAAUCAUGAAAGGCCAUUCGUGUGCAAACAAACACAUCUCACGCCCAUAAAGACCCCUUAUCCAAACCAUGUCUUGCCCAACCCAAAAUCCCACCAGCCAGCACAAUAAUCAUCACCAGCAGAGAGCGUGCGGAUACUUAAGCAAUGAGUAACGCAAACAACACUAACUACCGGCCUAAAUCCCCCAACUUAUCAGGCGUCAACCCACCAGCGCCGCCGCCAAAACUCGCUCGCAUCCCCUCGUACCAUCCAGAGCCGACGGUGCCUCCAGGCUUCCCGGUCUCAGCUCGUGGUUCCUACGACGCCUCGCCUUUCUUCUCGCCACAAAACACCACGCCGUCAACAUCCUAUUUCGCGUCACGACCGUCACCGUCCUUUCCACAGGCUUAUUCACCACAGACAUUCCGAACUCCGAGCAUACCCACCCAAGCUCUUUCGUCAAACCACUCAGCAUCCUUGCCACUUUCUUACAACCAGUUUAAUUCUUCAUAUUAUCCCCCACCACAAACUCACCAGCCUUUUGACCAAAAUUAUCCCCUUCAACAACAGCCUGUCCAGUCAUUUCCUUCCUAUCCAGAAACAUUUGGUCAACAGUACAACGACAUGCCUCGAACUCGACGGGCUGCGGCCGAGGAGUUAAAUCCGACUUAUGACCCCAGUGGCCCUGGAAGUGGCAUGCCCUUCAAGACUGAGCAGCCCUCUGCCGCCCUACCGGUCAUGCCCAUGGCCACAGCAGAUCCCUCUCAUGGAAUUGAUGUGAGAACUAAAUUCCCCGUGGCACGCAUAAAACGUAUUAUGCAAGCAGACGAAGAUGUAGGGAAAGUUGCUCAAGCAACUCCCACUGCUGUUUCCAAGGCUCUUGAAUUGUUCAUGAUCACGUUAGUGAUGAAGGGAGCAGCAGAAGCCAAGGACCAACACUCCAAACGUGUCACGGCACAACAUCUCAAGGCCGCCUUGAUGAAAGAUGGCCAGUUUGAUUUCUUGACCGACAUCUGUGAAAGUGUGCCUGAUGAAGGAUCCAAGAAGGGUAGAGCCAAGUCAGAGGCAAAGAGUGAAGAGAGUGACGAUGAGGUUGUUCCCAAGAAAAAGGGAAAAGGUGGCAAGAAGAGGAAGGCCGAUAGCGAUGAUAGCUCUGAUUGAUUUCGCCCUCGCGCAAGGCAACACGACGCCCAAGUUUAGCACGACAUUUCUACGACCACUCCAUGCAAGGCUCUAAUUUUGUUGAAUGCUAUCGGGAAUGAGCAUAUGCUGAAUCUCACCUCAGAGCAUCACGACAUGUCCAGACGGGAUCUGUGGGAUUUGAAUUUCUCAGAAACUCUCAUCAUCAAUCUGUUCCAUAGGCGACGAUCGGGAACGAUGCAAGAGCAAAGAUAAUAUCGUCAGCUCCACAAACUCAAUCUGCGACCAGAGGAAAUUUGCACCGUCAGUGAAACACUUCCACCAUGAUGGUCAGGCUCGUAACAAGAGCAUUUCCUUGGUCCAUGGUGACAACUGCGAGCUUUGCCCUCGAAGGGUUUUUGUCCAGGCCCUUCAAAAUGGGAGUCCAACAAACAAGCACUUCCAAAGACGCGUUGUUCAACUGGGCCCAUGCAUACGCAUACAAUCGACUCGACUUAUUCUUUCAGUCAUAGCAAACAAUUCAGAAUUGGCUCCUGCUCCUCCUGUGCUCAAGCACACAGUCAUGCGCACCACAUAGAUCCUUCGAAUACGAGGUCACAUCGACUACUGAAAUUAUUACAAUCAAGCACCAAAGCAUUUGGGGUUUCUCACUUUCUCGAGGAUCCUCCUAUCACUGUCGGAACAAGGGUUAGUACCCGUCCCAUACAUAGUGUAGAUCGACCUGACUCCUCCGUACUAUAUUCGCCCCUGUCUUACUGAUUUCAUUUUCCAAUACUGCGAAUUCCUCUCGAAUCGAGGCUCGGCUGGCCCUAGGUGUGGCAACCUGCGAUGGCUUUGGACAGGUAAUGGUUGUCAGCCAGUUUCGUCAGGCAGAGCAGAGCCGUCGGGGCGAAGCCGUCUUGCUUCACCAAGCAGCUGGUCUCAUGCAGAACGAUGUCUUGUUGGCAAGGAUGGUGUGUUGAUCCUCCAUGACCAAGGCACCUGAUGCAUAACAGCGAAGAAGAUGACCAGGCCAAAGAACGUAGUGAAUGCCAGGGCGACCCAUCCUACUCCGGCAGAGUAGGGGAUCACAACCAGGCACAAGAGCGCAAAGGCACCUAUGAUUAAGCCACCAAGAAGGCCACUGGCGAUGACCCCAUACAUCUGAACAGUCAUUUGGGCCGUUUCUCCAUUCGCCCCAUCCCAGUCGGCAAUCCAGUGGUUUUUGAAGAACGUCAAAAGGGUAGAUCCCAAUGAUGCAAAGGCCAGGGCCAGCAGAAACAACAGCCAACUUAUGGCGAGGAACUGUUGGACCUGAUAUUGCGAGAAUGCUGGGUGUUUCGACGUCGGUGCCGCAGUGUCAUUUGACAAGACGUAGGAGAAGGUGAUACUGGCACCCAAGGUUGUGAUAGCGAUGGCAGUGCUGAAUAAGCCGUUGAAGAACGUCGAUACUGACGAACCAUGGUGUUGUGUGAUGGGACGUAUCUGGGCAAGAGAAUGGCCAUGCUCGGAAUCUUGUCCUGUAGGUGUCGUCGUCGACAACUUGUCCUCGGGGGUUGGCUGACCAGAGUCUUGUUCGUUGUUGCAAUUGCAGUGCACGUUGCCCAGACAGUUUUCGAGAGUCGGAAGAGCAUGAGUGUCAUCAGAUAUGGACAUUGAGGCUUCUCUAGCCAUCAUGACUGUGCUAGACGUCUGAAUAGUCGUGGACGUAGAACUCGAAACAAGACUGAAGAUUCGACGACGGCGAGAUCAGAGGAACUACCAGGUAUUCCACAAGCCCAACAGUGCGAGGCAUGUUAAUCAAGAUCUGGAGGCUCAAAUCGUCUCAUCGAGAAAG
Molecule: messenger RNA, 3053 nt
Organism: Exophiala oligosperma
Lineage: Eukaryota; Fungi; Ascomycota; Eurotiomycetes; Chaetothyriales; Herpotrichiellaceae
Exons: 2
Coding region: 263-1258 (331 amino acids)
Biological process (GO): transcription by RNA polymerase II; negative regulation of transcription by RNA polymerase II; positive regulation of transcription by RNA polymerase II
Cellular component (GO): negative cofactor 2 complex; nucleus
Molecular function (GO): transcription coactivator activity; RNA polymerase II general transcription initiation factor activity; protein heterodimerization activity
Source: RefSeq, a predicted model, not a curated record